AAGCCAAAGAUGUUGACCAGAAAGAUUAAGCUUUGGGACAUCAAUGCCCACAUCACCUGCCGCCUGUGCAGUGGGUACCUCAUCGACGCCACCACCGUCACCGAGUGCUUGCACACCUUCUGUCGGAGUUGCCUGGUGAAGUAUUUGGAGGAGAACAACACGUGCCCGACGUGCAGAAUUGUCAUUCACCAGAGCCAUCCCCUGCAGUACAUCGGUCAUGACAGGACCAUGCAGGACAUUGUUUACAAACUGGUCCCCGGCCUCCAAGAAGCCGAGAUGAGAAAGCAGAGGGAGUUCUACCACAAACUAGGCAUGGAGGUGCCAGGAGACAUCAAGGGAGAGACGUGUUCUGCAAAACAACACUUAGAUUCCCAUCGGAAUGGUGAAACCAAAGCAGACGACAGUUCCAACAAAGAGACGGCCGAAGAGAAGCAGGAAGAGGACAAUGACUACCACAGGAGUGACGAGCAGGUAAGCAUCUGUCUGGAAUGUAACAGCAGCAAACUCCGCGGGUUAAAACGGAAAUGGAUCCGCUGCUCGGCCCAAGCAACAGUCUUACACCUUAAGAAGUUCAUCGCCAAAAAACUUAACCUUUCAUCUUUCAAUGAGCUGGAUAUAUUAUGCAAUGAAGAGAUCCUCGGGAAGGACCACACACUCAAAUUUGUAGUUGUCACUAGAUGGAGAUUCAAGAAAGCCCCGCUACUGCUGCACUACAGACCCAAGAUGGACCUGCUGUGA
Chrysochloris asiatica (Cape golden mole) is the source of this 738-nucleotide messenger RNA. RefSeq names its product polycomb group ring finger 3 (gene PCGF3). Gene Ontology annotation, biological process: regulation of transcription by RNA polymerase II. The transcript has 8 exons. The record is from RefSeq and is a predicted model, not a curated record. Gene Ontology annotation, cellular component: PRC1 complex. Bases 10 to 738 code for a protein of 242 amino acids. NCBI's taxonomy places the organism in Eukaryota, Metazoa, Chordata, Mammalia, Afrosoricida, Chrysochloridae.